GGGCAGUUUCCUGCUCCCUCUCUGCAGCAGGGAUGGUGGCAGUGGCGAUGGUGAUGGGUGUCUCUCUGUCCCUGCAGAGCUCUGUUUGGCACUGCCGCUGCCAUCAGCCUGCCACGCUGGGCAUGUGUGUGGGAAUGGGAUCUGCCACUUUGCUGCCUCUUCCUACCACCCUCCUAGGCUCCACUUGGCUUGGCUGGACUCACUUGGGAUCAGUGUCACCACUCUGGCUUGCCUGGUUCUGCUGGAGUGGAAAAACAGUCCCACAUGCCACCCUGGCCCUGAUGGUUUCAGCUGUGUGUCAGAGCUGCCACUUCUGUGACACCCAUCUCAGCCCCGCCUCCUGAGCAAUAUUGUGGAAGGAGAAAAAUGGGGGGAAAAAUGGUGGUGGUGCUUUGGUCCCAAGGCCUCCCUGUUAGAGUGAGUCAGACAGAACGAUCCUCCUUGCAUUUGCUGUCAUGGCAUUUCCCUGCUGUGGGAAUGCCAUUUCCCAUGGCUAUGAUGUAAAAUGUUUUGAAUAUAUAGUAUUCAAUAAUAUAAUACACACAUAUAUAUAUAUAGAUAUAUAUGUGUAUAUAUAAAUAAAAUAUAUAUACAGAAAGAUCCAUGACCAUGUCUCUGUACCUACGAAAAACCUCUAAAUGUAAUUAAAGUAGUGCUUCUCCUUGUUUUCUGAUUUCUAGAACAAAGGAACAAGCUUUCUGGUUUUUGCUCAGCAGAAAUAGUGGUCAAAGACCACUACUGCGGCUCCUCACAUCCUGGUCCCUUCUCAGUGCUCAGCUUCUCGGUGUGGGCUUAGGGGCUCAGUGUGUUUCUGCUCUUACAUGCCUUGAGCAACAGGUGAUGGACUAGGAGGGCUUUGUGUGUUGCUUUGUAGCAGAGGAGAACUUUGCAGGAUUUUUUUGGCAUUAGGUGUAGAGCAGGUCUGGUUCUAUGCAUGAAUUCACAAUCCAGCCUAGGGCGCUGCUAUUGUGAUGUCAGCGGCCGCAUCCCGGCGUUGUCAAGGCAAAGUUGCUGUGCCGAGGCCCGGAAGGGCUCAGUGUGCAGAGCAGCUCUGUGGCACGCUCACUGCAGGCGAACCUGCUGAUCGACGAGGUCUCUGCCUGCAGGACUCGGAAUAUUUUUGUUUUUUCCCACAGGCGUUGUCUGGUACAGACUUGAGCAGCGCUGCUCAAGCCAUGGAGGGAGUGUGUGCUGCAGUUUGCGCAGCUUUUUCCGUGGCUUAUUCUGGGUACUUUCUCACCCACCUGGCACGUCACAUCACCCGUGCCUGGAGAGAAUCCGGUCUUUGGAGCCCAACACCAACCUCGGAGGAUCCUCUGGCUGCAUGUCUUCCUGCAGAAGAGGCCAAAGAAGAGGAAGAUGCUCCCCAAACUGCGCCUGCUGCCACUGCAGGGCCUGAGCAUCCAGCAUCAAGCACAAGGGCAGCGUCAGCACCUGCUCUGGCAGCCUCUGUACCUGAGGAAGAGGCUGAAGAGGAGGAAGGUGCCAAUGAACCUGGCCCUGCUGUCAGCCCACAGCCGGAGCAAACAACACCAAGCUCCACCUCCUCUGUCCUGGCACCUGCACGAGCUGCAGCUGAAGGCUCGGGAGAAGGCUCCAGUGCCCAGGCUGGAAGCUCAAGCACGAGCAGCUCGUGCACCUGGAGCACGACCAGCUCAUCUGGCAGCAGAGAGCAGCAGCGAGAGAGGACAGAGGACAAGUACCUGGCCAUGCUGAAGAUGCUGGUGAGCGAGGGAGAUCCUGAGGCUAAAUACACAGAACUGGAAACUCUUGGCAAAGGGGGUUUCGGCACUGUGUGCAUGGCAGUGGAGACUGCCACAGGAGAAGAGGUGGCCAUCAAGAAAAUUAGUCUCCUGCAAGAGAGCAGCAGUGAGCUGUGCCUGAAUGAAAUCCAGGUCAUGCAUGGCAGUAAGAAUGCCAACCUUGUGAACUAUGUAGACAGCUACCUGGUGGACGAGGAACUCUGGCUGGUGAUGGAAUACAUGGAUGGAGGUUCUUUACACGAUGUCAUCAGGGAGACUCGCAUGGCAGAAGGAGAGAUAGCAGCUGUCUCUCGGGAGUGCCUGCAAGGCCUGGAUUUCCUUCACUCCAAGCAAGUGAUCCACCGAGAUAUCAAAAGCCACAACAUUCUCCUGGGCUUGGAUGGAUCAGUCAAGUUGGCUGAUUUUGGCCUUGCUGCUCAGCUCACCACAGAGCAGAACAAACGGAGAUCAGCUGUUGGGACUACUUACUGGAUGGCGCCAGAAGUUUUCACCAGGAAGCCCUACGGCCCCAAAGUGGACAUCUGGUCCUUUGGCAUUGUGGGGAUCGAGAUGGUGGAAGGAGCGCCUCCGUACCUGAUGAAAACCUCCCGCACGGUUCAACAGCUGAUAAGCACCGGGGCCCCCCCGAAGCUGCAGAAGCCCAGGCAGCAGUCGGCGUGGCUGCGAGACUUUCUGCACUGCUGCCUGGAGAGGGACGAGGACAGGCGCUGGUCUGCCCAGGAACUUCUGCAGCUCUUGGGAAAGGUUGGGAGCGUCUGUGUUGCUGUGGGCAGAGGGGGAGAGAGCCGGGCUUCUCCACAGGCUCAGGCGCAGGUGAGUGUCCAGUGGGAAGACAAGUUCUGCCACGGGAACUGA
Molecule: messenger RNA, 2618 nt
Organism: Passer domesticus (house sparrow)
Lineage: Eukaryota; Metazoa; Chordata; Aves; Passeriformes; Passeridae
Product: serine/threonine-protein kinase PAK 3-like
Exons: 13
Coding region: 972-2618 (548 amino acids)
Biological process (GO): protein phosphorylation; regulation of MAPK cascade; intracellular signal transduction
Cellular component (GO): cytoplasm
Molecular function (GO): protein serine/threonine kinase activity; ATP binding
Source: RefSeq, a predicted model, not a curated record